Messenger RNA from Ambispora gerdemannii, 1302 nucleotides. NCBI's taxonomy places the organism in Eukaryota, Fungi, Glomeromycota, Glomeromycetes, Archaeosporales, Ambisporaceae. The record is from the annotation of a GenBank genome assembly.
AUGGCUUUAUUCACAAAAGAGCACGACGAAAUACUAAGUACUGUUAGUUGGGUUACCUUAAGCAUUACCUCAAAAUCAACAGCGACAGUAACGACCAGUAGUGGUGACUUGAUACCCUCUACAGCAACUACAGUGACCUCCUCAAAAACAACCAAUGGAGAAGAUACAGCUGCCGCUAAUACUACAUUCCUUGUAAAGUCGUAUUUUAGCACAGAUAGGUAUCUUGUCCUGAUAACUAAUCUCAGAUACGUGUGGCUUGAAGAGUUAAUUGGCGAUGAUAUCAAGAAACGGUGUAAAGACACCAAGUCUGGCUUAGACUCCGAUGAUUUAGAAAGCCUGUUGAAAUCAUUACCUAGUUUCUUGAAAAACCUACCAAAUCUAACACAUGUAUUGCGAAAAACCAACGAAGAGCUCGAACUCAAAUCCACGCGAACUCUCAAAUGGGGCGAACUAUUUUGGAAUUUCCGAUGUAAAUUGAUCCCAAAUGCGCACACGUUGCACGACGGAGACGAAGAAUACGAUCUAGACGGCGCGUCUAUAUUGUAUCGACAUUAUGUUUUGCCGCAGCGGAUGGUGUUGGAUGCGUACUUUGAGCAGAUAAAGACGUUGAUUGGGGUGGUAAAGCAGCAGGAUGAUGAGUUGAAGGAGUUGGAUUCUUUGAAGGGACAGCAGAAUGAAAAAAAUUCUUCGAAGAAAAAGCCUCGUACGCCUUUUGAUGUCGAGAAUACUUUCCAAGUAAUAGAAACGAGAUUGCAAAGUUCCAAAAUAUCCACCGGACAAGUCCCACUAGAAAAUUUAAGCGACUCGCGUACCUCGCAUCUCUUUACAAAAGCAACAGAACGCGUCAUUGAAGAAUAUAAAAAGGAGGAAGAGUCGAAGCGGAAGAAGUCUCUUCAUUUCGAAACGCCGUCAAAUCCUCCUUCAUUACCAGCUGCUGGACAGAACGAGAAUGACACUGUCGAUGAUGAAUUAUUUAGAACGCCGAAAAAAGAAAAGGCUAAAGCUGCCCAUGUGACUAAACCUCAACGGGAUGUUUCGUCAAGUGUAGAGGCUGCUACUGCUACUUCGAGUACUUCUGCCGCUACCAAUAUAUCUAAACCGGGAAACUCUACAGCAGCAGAGACCAGAAGAUUGUCAUCGCCUAAAGCCAAAAUUGAUUCUGUUACACCUCAGCAAAAAACGGCUGAAACGAAUAAUGAAAAUAAUAACAAUCCACAAGAAAGUGAGGAAGCACGACGUCGUCAAUUACAAGAAUUGAAGGAAGAAGGCGCAGCAAAGAAGCGCAAAAAGAAGAAAAUAUAA